Dermatophagoides pteronyssinus (European house dust mite) is the source of this 3233-nucleotide messenger RNA. RefSeq lists its product as uncharacterized. Gene Ontology annotation, molecular function: protein binding. Lineage: Eukaryota; Metazoa; Arthropoda; Arachnida; Sarcoptiformes; Pyroglyphidae. The record is from RefSeq and is a predicted model, not a curated record.
UUAUACACCGAAAAUUAUUUCUAUUAAUAAUUUAUUAACCAAAACAAAUACAAUCGAUAUGCAACGUGAUUCAAUAUCAAUAUUUGAAUUUAGACAAUCACAAACACAAUUAUCAUCACCACCAUCAUCAUCAUCAUCAUCAUCAUCGACAAAUCAACAAUAUUUAUUGAUUGUAAAUAUUUAUCCUGAUUUUAAUGUUUCAUUAGCUGAAUUUGAAACAUUAGAUAAUGCAAUCAAUAUAUUACAUACAUCAUUAGUUAAUUUAGUAAAUAUGUUUGUACCAUUUUUUCGUAAUUUUGGACGUGAAGAAAUUCUUGAUAAAAUUAUCAAUUUAUUACAAUGUUAUCGUGAUAAUUCAGAAUGGAAAGUAGCACAUUUUGCUGCAUUUUUUAAUCAUGUUGAUUAUUUUUUAAAUAUACCAAUUGAAGAAUUAGAAGAUCGUAAUAAUCCUGAUCAAUGGUCACCAUUACAUAUUGCUGUUUCAAUGUCAAAUAUGUAUAUAAUUGGUUUAAUGUUAAAAAGCGGUAUGGAUGUUUAUAUUGUUGAUUCAAAAUAUUGGACUGUAAUGCAUUUUGCAAUGUUAGCAUCACCACAAGUUCUUUCAACAUUGUUAGAAAUGAAUGCAUUUUAUCAACAAUUAAAACAUCAAGAUGUUUAUGGUAUGACACCAUUACAUAUUGCUUGUUUAGCACAAAAUCCACGUCAUAUUCGUCGUUGUAUGCAACAAGGUAUAACAGCUAAACAAUUAACAAUUAAAGCACCAAAACCAUAUUCAUUAAAAUUAAAUAAAAGACAAAUGAAUUUAUUAGAAUGGUAUACUGAUCCAACACCAUAUAUACGUUUUGAUAAUGAUUCAGAACAAAUUGAACAACAAUUUGAUUGGCAAACAAUAAAAUUAUGUGGUACACCAUUACAUUGGUGUCAAUGUUGGCAAACAAUAAAUCGUUUGAUUGAUUUAAAUGUAUUUAAUAUUAAUGAACGUGAUCGUAAUGGUGAUACACCAUUAAUGUCAUUUAUUGAUCGUUUACCAUCAAUAACAACAACAACAACAACAACAAAUUUAACAACAACAACAACAACAAACAUAACAAAUAAAUCAAUAAUACGUAUAUUUAAUAAUAAUAAUGAUAAUGAUAAUAUUCAAAUGGAUAAUCUGGUAACAGCGACAACAGGUACAUCAUCCGCAUCCGCAUCCGCAUCCGCAUCAUCAUCAUCAUCAACAACAACAACACCAUUAUUAUUAUCAUCAACAUCAUGGCCAAUAAUUGUUAAUUAUCAUUUAAGUUGGAUAUUACGUUUAAUUAUGAAUGGUGCCCGUUUGAAUCAACGUAAUCAUCAAGGUAAUACAGCAUUACAUCAUGCAGUAUUGAAUGGAUCAAUAAUAUUAGUACAAUUAUUGAUAAUAUUUGGUUCAAAGAUAAAUAUACGUAAUAAACAGAAUUUUAGCCCAUUACAUUUAGCAUCAUCACGGUUAAAACAAUUACAACAAAUUGAACGUAUUGAUAAUCGUUUACAACGAAACAACAACAACAACAACAAACAAAUGAAAAACAACAACAACAAAAAGAACAACAACAACAACAACAACAACAACCAAAUCGUACAACAGGAAAAACAACAACAACAACAACAACAACAAAAUAUAAUAAUAUUAGAUGGUGGUAUAAAUGAUACAUUUAUGAAUCCAUUAAUACAGAUAUUAUUAUUGAAUGAAUUACAAAAAUAUUUAAAAAAACCAAUACAAAAUUAUUUUCAAAUUAUAAGUGGUACUAGUUUUGGUUUUACAACUGGUUGUUCAUUAGCCAUUGGUAGGAAAUUAUUUGAAAUAUUGAAUUUUUAUCUAACACUUCGUUCGAAUUUUCGUAAACCUUUGAUUCGGAUGCAAGAACAUAAUACUGAUCGUUUAGAGCAAACAUUAUUGACAAUGUUUAAUGAUCCAAAAACAAUGGCCGACAUUCGUAGACAACAAAAAAAACAUUUAAUACUUUCAACAACAGUUGUUGAUAAUAUGCCAGCAAGAUUAAAAAUUAUUGAUGAUCAAAUUGAAAAUUUAACACUUUGGAAAGCAUGUCGUAUAUCUGGUUUAGGUGCUGGCCUAUUUAAAACAAUCGAACAUAAAGAUAUACCAUAUUUUGAUGGAUCAUUGAUUGCACCAAAUCCAACAUUUGAUAUUUUAACUUUUUAUCAAAAUCAAAAAAUAUUAUUGGGUCAUAAAGAAUCGUCAACAUCAUCGAUGUCAUCAGUAUCACGUAUGUUACCAUUUCGUUUAAUAUUAUCAUUAGGUAGUGGUCGUAUUGCAUAUCGUACCGAUGUACAACCAAUCGAUUUAAAUUCAUUUCGGCUAUAUGCACCUAAUUUACGUGUUUAUUUUAAUUAUUUUCGUCAAUUAAGAGAUUGGUUUGCAAGUAUCCUGAUGGAAACUGAUGGUCAUAUUGUACAAAGAUCAAGAUAUUUUGCCUUAUCACAAGGUAUACAUUUUGGUCGUAUAAAUGUUUUUUAUGAUAGAAAAAAAGCUAAAACAUCAUUACAAGAAUUGGAUCAAAUUUUAGGACAAUAUUGGAUACAACAACGUAAUCCAUUACAACAACAACAACAACAACAACAACAACAAUCAUCAUCAUCAUCAAUAUUAACAACAACAACAACAACAACAACAGUACAACAAACAAAUCAAAUUGAAACAUAUCAAACAAUGCGUUCGGAUCAAUUAUUAUUACAAAUAUUAUGGCAAGUUAAAAUACAAUGUUAUGAAAAUCGUAAACAAUUUAGACAAAUGGCUAGAUUAUUAAAACAUUCAAUAACAACAACAACAACAACAACAACAACAACCAAAGCGACAACAACAACAACAACAACAACAACAGAGAAAAAUAUUGAUCAAAUAUCGAAAAUGUCAAAAAGUCCAGGUAAUACAAAUGAUUUGUUAACAUUUGAUCAGGAAACAAAUAAACAAUUAAAAAUAUCAUCAUCAUCAUUAUUAUCAUCAUUAUUGAGAGGUGAAUCAUCAUCAUCAUCAUCAUCAACAUCGGCAUCAGCAUCAGCAUCAGCAUCCGCAUCAACAUCAACAACAUCAACAACAACAAUGAUGGCCGUAGCAGAAGCAGCAGUUGCAGCAACAGCUGCAGCAAUGUUUCCAUCUAAAUCACAAUCAAAUCAACCAAAAAUAAAUAAAUAAAUAAAAGUGAUGGGCGAUUUAUUGGGGAAAAAAAAUACAAUCGAUACUAUCGAUAACA